Molecule: messenger RNA, 927 nt
Organism: Dreissena polymorpha
Lineage: Eukaryota; Metazoa; Mollusca; Bivalvia; Myida; Dreissenidae
Product: sushi, von Willebrand factor type A, EGF and pentraxin domain-containing protein 1-like
Exons: 4
Coding region: 1-927 (308 amino acids)
Source: RefSeq, a predicted model, not a curated record
AUGUGCCUCGAUGCAUAUAAAUUAAAAGACAAUAACGUGCUCCAGUGCGCAUACGACGGCGCCUGGCAGGGGAAAAGACCGGAAUGCGUCGAAAUCACAUGUGGUCCGCCGCCUGUGUUUGACCACGCGUUUACGUCAAUGUCGGUCGGUGCUGCUAUCGGUAGCGAGGCCACAUUUGUGUGCAACGAGAGGUAUUAUCUCGUCGGAAGUGCCCGCGCCAUAUGCUUGGCCAACAAGACGUGGCGCUACGAAAACGACGUCCCAACAUGUAGACCAAUAGACUGUAGGCCGCCGCCAAAAGUGCCCCAUGCUAGUAGUACCUUUACGUCAACGUUGUACGAAGCGCUUGUGGCUUAUGAUUGUGAUCUAGGAUACCGCAUGGCGUCAGGGAGUCAGCUUCGAUGCAGUUCAGCCGGCACGUGGGUGGGUCCGUCUACAAAGUACGAACCUGUCACGUGCGGCAAGCCACCGAGUGGGGAACACAUGACAGUGAUUGGAAACAGCUCUACUUACGGCAGCGCGGUGUCCUACCAGUGUGCCAGCGGUUAUGAACUAACGCACGAGAAGAAAUCCGUCUGCCUGGGGACUGGGUCGUGGUCAGUCUCCUCGCCGGCGUGUCUAUGCAUGCGAUGUCAACAGCUGCGCAUCCCCGAGAACGGCAUAACUGUUAACGGCCACUUCAACACGCACAACCGGUAUGGCGACCGUAUCGUCCUGGGCUGCGCGAACGGGUACAAAAUGAUUGGGGAGGCGAGUUUGCAAUGCAUGGAGAACGGGAGCUGGAACAACGGGCUGCCCACGUGCAAACCCAUAUACCCUGUUUGUCGCAAGCCAUGUGCCUGUGGAGGGCGCUGUGUGGCGCCCAACAAGUGUCUGUGCAACCAUGGUUACAGUGGGGCCUUCUGUGAGAGCAAGAGGAGGGCUUAG